Molecule: messenger RNA, 3230 nt
Organism: Toxorhynchites rutilus septentrionalis
Lineage: Eukaryota; Metazoa; Arthropoda; Insecta; Diptera; Culicidae
Exons: 3
Coding region: 63-3230 (1055 amino acids)
Biological process (GO): proteolysis
Molecular function (GO): nucleic acid binding; zinc ion binding; aspartic-type endopeptidase activity
Source: RefSeq, a predicted model, not a curated record
UUAAGUUUGGCGUAAUAGCACGCAGUUUCUGCUAUUCCGGUAAUUUAUUUUAGAAAGCCGCGAUGGCGUCAAAAGGUCACGACAAUGGCGCAGUGAACGCUUCCGACCGAAAAACGAAGAAGAAGAAACUCGACGUUAUCUUGCAGGAACUGGCUAACGAAAAAGCUUCCAGGAUCAAAAUGAGUAAGCAAUUAGAAGUUGCCAACGAGACAAUCAGAGCUUUGCAAACAAGUCUAACAGCACCUCGUAGCGAAAGUUUACAUAGCAGUGAUUUCGUAAGAGAUAACGGUCCUACCAGUACUCCGCAGCAUUGUAACGAUGUAGAAGCGGAAACAAACAGGGUUGGAUUUCCCGUUAACCUUGACCCCGUAAGUACUCCGCUUCAGGGAAAUUCGAUGGGAAUGGAAAUGUCUCGGUUCAUGUCUUCGAUGAACCAAAUGUCCGUUACUUCCAUCAACGUUCCAGAGUGUAAGCCUGCCUUCGCUGGUGAGCAAAUUGGGCGCCGUGAUUAUGAAUCGUGGAUUGAUCUUCUAUCCGACACUCUGAAACUAGCGGGGGUACAGGACGAGCGUACAAGGUUCAUCGUUUUCAAGGUUAAGGCGGGACCGGUUCUCUUGGAAAUCUUCAAGAAUACAAAGUCGAGUGCCGAAGCCCCAAAUGAAGUGACUCUUCCGUUUUCGAAUGCCCUGUUCAGGAUGAAGACGUAUUUCGGGUCAGCUUCCGACGCUAUGCUCCAACGCCGCAAACUCGCACUCAUUAUACAGCGUUCGGAAGAAACGGAUUUGGCGUUUGUUAUGAGAGUUGGUUCCACAGCCCGCCUGUGUGACUUUCAGGAAGGAAAAGAGUUCGACGAGAUCGUGAAUGCUGUUGCCGGCCAUGCAAGCAACAAGGACGUAAGGGCAGCGGCCCUCAAGAUGGUCAAUCGACCGGGGACGUUCACUGAUUUGGUGAACGUGGUUCGUGAAAUCGAGGCGGUAGCUAUGAAUGAAGAAUACUACCGGUUGAAGCAUGGUAAGCCUGAACCAGCUAAAGUGGCGGCUGUUGGUAAUCCAUAUCCAAAAGCAGGCCCAUCAAGACGUGGAGUUUAUCGGCAUCCAGCGUCAACUCGGGGAAGGUUAGGACAUCCGUACGCUGGACCCUUCAGAACCGGAUCUCGAUUGCCACCAGAUCAGAGGAGAUUUGGAAACUCUCAAGGAAAUGAGUCAUACAGCUGUUACAGAUGCAAUGGUACCGACCACCACGCAGAUGGCUGUUUCGCAAUUGAUACGACAUGUUUCAAAUGCGGACGUAAAGGUCACCUUAAGAGAGCAUGCCGUCCACCAAUCAAGAAGGAAAAUCAUCGCAGAUCCGAAGGUGUUAAUCCGGAUAACACUGUUGGUAAGAUUGCUUCGAUCGACUUGAAUCCGGUGGCCGAGGCUGAUGAGAAUGCUGCUGAGGAUGGGUUGCAUAUUGCAACACUUUUGAUGCCAAAAACUUCGACGGAUGAUGGGAUAAUUACGGCAAAGGUUGCAGGAUUAGAGUGUGAGUUCCUUAUUGACUCUGGAGCCCAAGUCAACACUCUAACACAUGAUCGCUUUGAUUUAUUGCGCAACGAUCGUAGAUACAGAAAGGAAUUGUUCAAUAUACAGUAUAGUACUGACCGACCGUUGAAAGCAUAUGCGACGGAAGAUGAAAUACCAGUUACGUUCACUUUUGAGGCUUUUCUGCAUAUAUCAGACGACCGUCCAAGUUUACUAGAAAAAUUCUACGUUGUCAAGGAAUGUAGAUCGUUGCUGGGAAGAUCAACUGCUACCCGAUAUAGCGUUCUGUUGCUAGGUCUACAAGUACCUGUUAACUCAGUAAAGUCUUCGACACACUCGUGGUACGAUCCACGUGAGAUUGCAUCGGUUACGAUGGACGAAGUUUUUCCAAAAUUUAAUAUCCCGCCGAUACAGUUGAGCUAUGACCAGACCAGGCCGCCUUGUCGCAACGUUUUCAUGAAUAUCCCGAUAGCCGUUAAACCUAUGGUUGAGAAACGGUUGCAUCAACUCCUCGCAGCGAACAUCAUUGAACGGGUAACACACGAAAUGGAGGAUACAUUUUGCUCGUCGAUGCUGGCUAUACCUAAGGGCAAGGACGAUAUCAGAUUAGUGAUAGACCUCAGAGGCCCGAAUAGCUACAUCCAAAGAUCUCCAUUUGCCAUGCCAUGUCUAGAGAAGAUUCUGGCGGAACUAGAUGGUGCGCAGUGGUUCUCGACUAUUGAUAUGUCCAAUGCGUUCUUUCACAUUGAACUUCACGAGAACAGUCGCCACCUUACAAACUUCUGCACGGAGUUUGGAAUGUACCGGUGCGUAAGGCUUCCUUUUGGAUUAUGCAACGCACCAGACAUUUUCCAGGAGGUACUUCAGAGGAAAAUUCUGGCGGGUUGUAAGGGAGUAAAGAACUAUUUAGACGAUAUCCUCAUUUUCGGAAAAACACAAGAAGAGCACGACGAAAACCUUAAUACGGUAAUGGCGUGUCUGCAAGAACACAACGUAAAAAUAAACGCUUCGAAGUGUGUUUUCAAGAGCCAAUCGGUCAGGUUCCUGGGUUUUAGGCUCACUGCAAACGGAUGGCAGAUCGAAGAGGAGAAGAUGAGCGCCAUAAGAGAUUUCCGUAGGCCAGAAACGGUAGCGGAAGUAAAGAGCUUUCUGGGCCUUGUAACAUUCGUCGAUAAGUUUGUGCCACAUCGAGCAACCAAAACUGAAAAGUUACGAAUGUUGGCCAACUCCAUUAAAUUUUACUGGUCCGAAGAAGAAGAACGGGAGUUUCAAACGUUCAAGUGCGAAGCAUUGGAGGCAAUUAAAACUCUCGGAUACUUCAAUACCGCUGACAAAACAGAACUUUUCGUUGAUGCGUCGGCUAUCGGCCUGGGAGCAGUCUUAGUGCAGUUUAACGACAAUGGAAUACCGAGAAUCAUCGCAUGUGCUUCGAAAGCAUUAACAGCAACUGAGCAGAGAUAUCCGCAGACCCACCGAGAAGCUCUGGCUGUAGUAUGGGGCGUGAAUCGCUUCGCGUACUAUUUGUCCGGAAGGACUUUCAUUAUACGGACGGAUGCCGAAGCUAACCAAUUUAUUUUGGAGGGGAACAUCGGAUUGGGAAACGAGCAGUUUCGCGAGCAGAGGCGUGGGCGUUACGCCUACAACCUUUCGACUUCACGAUUGAGCGAGUUCCUGGCAAAGAUAACGUUGCGGAUGUAUUAUCAAGGCUGA